Molecule: messenger RNA, 3578 nt
Organism: Drosophila serrata
Lineage: Eukaryota; Metazoa; Arthropoda; Insecta; Diptera; Drosophilidae
Gene: subdued
Product: anoctamin 1
Biological process (GO): chloride transmembrane transport
Cellular component (GO): plasma membrane
Molecular function (GO): protein dimerization activity; chloride channel activity
Source: RefSeq, a predicted model, not a curated record
AGAAAAAUAGUAGUACUUUCAUCGUUCCGUUAAAUCGACGCAACGGGAAUCCGGUGUUAAACAAAACUAGUGCAAUAAUUAAUUAAAUGUGAUAUUAGAUUAUAGUUUAGAAAAAUGCAACUAAAUGGUGCAAAGUUUUUCAUUGCUGGCCUCGCAGCCAAUUUUGGCAACUAGCACCACAACGCGCGCGCAUCUGUUGGAUGUCUUGUGAAAGCCAAUCAGAAGGUGGAGAACGACGAGGGAGAGGGACAGUGAUUUUAGCUAAAUUUAAUACACGCACAUUAGCAAAAUGCUAAAUUUAGGCAGUGCCAAAGUGGCCGCCCUGGAGGAGUCCCCUCAGCUUUCUACGAACUAUGAAAGCUUCCAGCUGCUGGAACGGGGUUCCCCCGCCGUCCCGCUAGAGCCCCCCUUCUCCACUCCCCUGGCGCCCUUCGAUAUGGAGCUGAUGAAGCGUUCCGGGCUCCACGAACGGCUAGCGCCAAAGGAGAGCAUCUGGGGAAAGGAAACGCAGCGGUUCGUGGAUCAAGAGAGAAUAUCAGCAUCGCGUGAAUCACUCAGUACCGCUGAUAAGAGAGCCAGGUUUGCGGAAAGCAACGCCUCAACCCUACAACUGCCAGACGGUGCCGGGCCCCAGGCCAAUGGCAAGAAGCCCACUGGGAACAGGACCAACCCAUCGAAUCUCUCCACUCCUCUCCUGCCAAUGACUGAGCCGGGCUCGGUGAAGGGCAAUGGAAGCGGCGGCCCCUACGAUGAUCGCGAGUGCAGCUGCCCCAGGGAAUUCUAUCAGCGGGGAGAAAUCAAUGCCUCGCUGUUCUUUGAGGAUUGCAUACGAUCCAUUGAUUUUGUGCUGGCCUACAGGAUUAAUCCCCAUGAACCUACGGAAACGGAGAACACGGAGAAGAGGCGAGUGUUCGAGGCGAAUCUUGCAAACCAGGGUCUGGAGGUGGAGGCCAGCCAGAAGGAUCAAAUCUGCUUUGUAAAGAUCCAUGCUCCUUUGGAGGUUCUACGCCGCUAUGCAGAGAUACUUAAGCUGCGUAUGCCCAUGAAGGAGUCAUUGUGCAAUUUGCGCAUUUUUGAAAGAUCGAAUCGUCUACAAAAUGCGGCUCAAUACCUGUCCAAGAAGAUUCCAGGCAUGUCCGUGGUCAAUCGCUCAACGAAAAGCAUAUUUUCUAGUCUCAAAACCGUUUGCCAAUUCUUCCUGCGUCACAUCUAUGUGGAUGAGAAUGUUUUCCCCAAGAGAGCCCAUCGCUUCACCGCCAUUUACAGUCGCGACAAGGAAUAUCUCUUCGACAUCCGGCAGGACUGCUUCUUUACCACUGCCGUUCGCUCUCGCAUUGUAGAGUUUAUCCUGGACCGUCAACGAUUUCCUGCCAAGAAUCAGCAUGACAUGGCCUUUGGCAUAGAGCGGCUAAUAGCCGAGGGUGUCUAUUGUGCUGCAUAUCCUUUGCAUGAUGGCGAAAUUACAGAGACAGGUACCAUGAGAGCUCUGCUUUACAAACAUUGGGCCUGCGUGCACAAAUGGUAUCGGUAUCAGCCUUUGGAUGACAUCAAAGAAUACUUUGGCGUCAAAAUUGGUCUGUACUUCGCUUGGUUGGGUUACUAUACUUACAUGUUGCUGCUGGCUUCAAUAGUGGGUGUAAUUUGCUUUUUAUACUCCUGGUUCUCCCUUAAGAACUAUGUGCCUGUAAAAGAUAUCUGUCUUCGUAGCAAUACAAAUAUUACUAUGUGCCCGCUUUGUGAUUGGUGCAACUUCUGGGACCUGAAAGAGACCUGUAACUAUGCCAAAGUCACAUACCUCAUCGACAAUCCCAGCACCGUGUUUUUUGCGGUAUUCAUGUCCUUUUGGGCCACCCUGUUCCUGGAGCUGUGGAAGCGUUAUUCAGCUGAGAUCACACAUCGCUGGGAUCUCACAGGCUUCGAUGUGCAUGAGGAGCACCCGAGGCCGCAGUAUUUGGCCCGCUUGGAGCACAUACCGCCGACUAGAGUGGACUAUGUGACGAACAUUAAGGAGCCAACGGUUCCUUUCUGGCGCAUGAAGCUACCGGCUACAGUUUUUAGCUUUUCUGUGGUGCUUUUGCUAAUUGCCUUGGCUUUUGUGGCUCUGCUGGCUGUGGUGGUUUACCGCAUGUCCAUGCUGGCGGCUCUGAAAGUUGGGGCCAGUCCCAUGACCACCUCGAGUGCCAUUGUUUUGGCCACCGCAUCGGCGGCUUUUGUGAAUUUGUGCCUGCUCUACAUACUUAAUUAUAUGUACAAUCAUUUGGCUGAAUAUCUAACGGAGCUGGAAAUGUGGCGCACUCAAACGCAGUUCGAUGACUCGCUUACCCUCAAAAUUUACCUGCUACAGUUUGUCAACUAUUAUGCUUCCAUCUUCUACAUAGCCUUUUUCAAGGGGAAAUUUGUUGGACAUCCUGGGCAGUAUAAUAAACUGUUUGACUAUCGCCAGGAGGAAUGCUCUUCUGGCGGCUGCCUCACCGAGCUGUGCAUCCAACUGGCCAUUAUAAUGGUGGGCAAGCAGGCUUUUAACACCAUCUUAGAGGUUUAUCUGCCCAUGUUUUGGCGUAAGGUUUUGGCCAUUCAAGUGGGUCUAUCGCGUCUAUUUAACAAUACCCCGAAUCCCGAUAAGACGAAAGACGAACGCUGGAUGCGCGAUUUCAAGCUAUUGGAUUGGGGUGCUCGUGGUCUGUUUCCCGAGUACCUGGAGAUGGUCUUGCAGUAUGGAUUUGUGACCAUUUUUGUGGCUGCUUUUCCGCUGGCGCCGUUCUUUGCCCUGUUGAAUAAUAUCCUGGAGAUGCGACUGGAUGCCAAGAAAUUGCUAACCCACCACAAACGUCCUGUGUCGCAGAGAGUUCGGGAUAUUGGCGUGUGGUACAGGAUAUUGGAUUGCAUAGGAAAGCUAAGCGUUAUCACAAAUGGUUUUAUUAUAGCCUUCACUUCGGACAUGAUCCCACGUUUGGUGUAUCGCAAUUACAUUUCUAAGGAUGGCACUCUGAAUGGCUAUUUGGAUUUUACUCUGUCCGAGUUUAAAGUCUCUGAUUCACCCACCUUGAACAGCUUAGCUGGCGAUCUCAGUAACAUUACCACAUGCAGAUACACUGACUUUCGAUUGCCACCCUCAUCACCGGAAAAAUACAAUUUGAGCAGCAUGUUCUACAUUAUAUUGGCCUGCCGUUUGGGUUUUGUGGUGGUCUUCGAGAACUUUGUGGCGCUGGUGAUGAUUCUAGUGCGUUGGUGCAUCCCAGACAUGAGUGUGGAGCUGCGGGAUCAAAUUCGACGAGAAGUCUAUGUUACGAAUGAAAUUAUCAUCGAGCAGGAGGCACAUCGAGCUCGUUUCGAGCGUGCCAAGCGCAGCAGUUCGGUGCUUCAGACUCCUGUGGACCAGGACUUGGAUGCUGCCUCAAUUCAGGAGCCAAAUGCCAAGUUUAUUAAUAUUGAAAAGCUGCUUACUGAGAAUCUCACACAAAUUGAAAUGGAUGCGAUUAUUCACGGCGAGAAUCCAAUAACUGGAAUCUCCGGUGCAGAUUGUUAGGACACAAAAUGCUCACUGACCAUGGAUACAUAAAUCUUUUAGUUUUAAGCUC